AUGGUGACCAUCACAUGCCACGGUCAACUACCGGGCGCCUAUUCAUAUCACGGAGGGAAUCAAAAUAGCACCCAUAGCCGCCCACUCGAUCCAGUCUUACCGGCCCUUGCAGCAGAUCCACUCCAGGCCAACCCAACUAUAAAACCAGAUCCCUCAACUCCUCACGUCUCGCACAUCUCACCGCUCAACAUCGGUUCUCCCGUCCCACCUGGCGUGCACGGGGACGCAAAGACCCCCAGCCGCGCUGAGAUUACCGAAAUCACCGUGGCUACGACAACACCAUGCAAACCCAUCGGGCUGGACCUGAUCCCCGAUGAACCCUGGGACGAGAUGGUGGGAUGCGUGGAGCACCCGAUGCAGAAUCAGGGCUCGACAUGCAUGACAACCACGCCGCCGCUAUCUCCACGCAUCCCCAAGCGAAAGCGCACCGUUUCCCCAUCAUCGACCCCCAAACCGCCUUCAGAUCACCGCCGCUCGACAUCGUGCAACACUCGCCGCUCCGCUCCGAGCAGCCGACGGAGCUCCCUCCACUCCCACAGUCGCAUCCCAACCGGCACCUCCCUAACACCUGGGUCCACGGCACCGACCUCCCCCGAAUCCCAGCGCCAGAGUCUCCUCGCCCUCCACCGAGAAUCCUGCCGGCUAUUCCACAAUCCCGAGCCCCAGCCACAACAAUCACAACCACUAGUGGUCCUCCCGUCAAAGCCACUCUCCCCACCCCCAUCCACCCCGCAAUCCCCCACCCGCCGCUCCUCCGAGACCCCCGCACCAGCCGUCCACCCCGGACGCUUCUCACACGAACCGACCCCAUCCCGCCCGGCAGCACCACGCGCCGGACCGCCCAUCCGCGCAUACUCCAUGCCCGCCCGCCCGCACCACCUCGACGGCGUGGAAAAGAACCCUUCAACGACCGUAAUCGACUGGACGACGCCGUCGACACGGCGGCGCGAGUACGAGAAGAUCGACCGAGCCAGCAGCGGCGUGCGCGGCCUCUGGCGCCGCGUGGCGCCUCGCUGGUGCCGCUCCAACGAAGCCCGCACGCCGUUCUUCGAAGUCAAAGACGGCAAGGCGAAUUACGAGGGGAGCGUUCGGCGGUUCCGAAUGGAUAUUCCUGAGGAAGGGGGGUCGGGGCGGAAGAUGGGGGGGAUGAUCAAGAGGCGGUUGGGGGUGCGGAGGUGA
This is a messenger RNA of Aspergillus campestris IBT 28561, 1179 nucleotides long. RefSeq lists its product as uncharacterized. The coding region runs from base 1 to 1179 and encodes 392 amino acids. Lineage: Eukaryota; Fungi; Ascomycota; Eurotiomycetes; Eurotiales; Aspergillaceae. The record is from RefSeq and is a predicted model, not a curated record. The transcript has a single exon.